AGGCAGCCAAGUAUUUGUCAAACUAGUAGCGAUCGUUGGCUGGUCAGCUAGGAGUUGAGGAAAUAUAAUACCGUAGGACAUCUUAAUAUCUUUCGAGCCUUGUGCUUGUUUGUUCGGGCUUUAGUUUUUCGCGUUAGCAGGAUGUCAACUCCAGCACGACGACGUUUAAUGAGAGACUUUAAACGGCUGCAGGAGGAUCCUCCAGCUGGAGUCAGUGGAGCCCCCUCAGAAAACAAUAUCAUGGUUUGGAACGCAGUCAUUUUCGGGCCAGAGGGAACACCUUUUGAAGAUGGGACUUUCAAACUUACCAUUGAAUUUACAGAGGAAUAUCCAAAUAAACCUCCAACAGUGAGAUUUGUCUCCAAAAUGUUUCACCCUAACGUGUAUGCAGAUGGUAGCAUAUGCUUAGAUAUACUUCAGAAUCGCUGGAGUCCAACCUAUGAUGUUUCUUCAAUCUUAACUUCAAUACAGUCUUUACUGGACGAGCCAAACCCAAACAGUCCAGCCAACAGCCAAGCAGCCCAGCUUUACCAGGAAAACAAGCGGGAGUAUGAGAAGAGAGUUUCUGCUAUUGUUGAACAGAGUUGGCGUGACUGUUGACACCGAGUCGCUGGCGAAUGAACAGUGUGCACCACAGAAUCAAGAAACCACCAAUCAAGAAGACAUCAGAGACGGAGAUCUGACGCACCUUUAAGAUCCUUCAGUAUAUUUUGUCCCCUUACUGUUUUUAAGUUUUGUAUGCUGUAGUGUCGUGGCAUUCAUUGCUGCCGAAUGUUGUUUGACAGGAGCAGAGUUAAAAGUUAAUGUACCUUGUUAUUUCUGGGUUACUUGCUAAAUGCCUUUUUUCUUUUUCGAUAUUUGAUAGGCAGUCUCCUAAUUUCCACAUCUCUUCUUGGUAAUUUAUACUUUAGGUAAACAGACUGGACGAUAUGGGAGGCUGUGUGGUUUGGUUUGUAAAUACUGCCAGUUUAUAUUUACAGAAAAUAAAGCAGUUCAUUUUCAGUUGUCCCACAACAAAAUAAAUCUCCCCUCUUUUCUUGGUCUGCACCAUGAAGCCUUGGAUGGAUAAAUAAUUUACCAACAUCAGUCUCUGUUAAAACUCAACAGAUACCUUUUGGGGUCGUUUUUAUUUUAUAUUUCCUGUACAGCCAUGCCUUUUUGAUUAUAAAACCUGAGAGAUAUUGGUAAAUAUCUAUGCCCCUCUCCCUCCCCAGAAAUGUGGAAUUUUAGCAUCCGUGUUGUGCACUUAAUGUUUUUACAUUUUCAUAAUGCUAACGUUUGACCCAUUUAGACCCGCAACAUAUAUGGGUUUAUCUUUUACCUUAUUUGGAGGGUGCAUUACUUUUUUAUGGGUUAAAAGCUGUGUGGAAACACUUUUGCUAUUUUACAAUCUGUGAACUAUCAUAUCUGAUUACACUUCGACAAACAGUGGCUUUUCAGAUUAUACACCCUUGCACUGGUAACCCAUGUAACAAACUGGACAUUAUCUUGUAAAUAAAAUAAAUAUGCAAUGUA
Molecule: messenger RNA, 1515 nt
Organism: Girardinichthys multiradiatus
Lineage: Eukaryota; Metazoa; Chordata; Actinopteri; Cyprinodontiformes; Goodeidae
Product: ubiquitin-conjugating enzyme E2 A
Exons: 6
Coding region: 142-600 (152 amino acids)
Biological process (GO): protein polyubiquitination; proteasome-mediated ubiquitin-dependent protein catabolic process; DNA repair
Cellular component (GO): HULC complex
Molecular function (GO): ubiquitin conjugating enzyme activity
Source: RefSeq, a predicted model, not a curated record